Messenger RNA from Symsagittifera roscoffensis, 2007 nucleotides. RefSeq lists its product as uncharacterized. Gene Ontology annotation, molecular function: protein binding. The record is from RefSeq and is a predicted model, not a curated record. Bases 131 to 1771 code for a protein of 546 amino acids. The transcript is spliced from 10 exons. Lineage: Eukaryota; Metazoa; Xenacoelomorpha; Acoela; Convolutidae.
UAUGGCCAAGAAAUAACAGACACUGAUCGGCCACGUGAUUCAAUCGAGAACUUGUUUUUAAUAAAGAGAUGAUCAAAUUCGAGUCUAGAACAAUUGUGGCGUAAAAGCGAACUCUCCAUUUGUGUGCAACAUGAAUAUUCAGAAGAAUCUUUUCAAGACAGGUUUUGGAAACGAAGAUACAAAAUCUGGGAGUUCGACUGCAUUCAAUAUGGGGUCCAAAUUUUAUGCGAGCGUUCCUCCGAGUGCGCGAUCAGCGGCAGUUAAAGCCACUUCAAGUGCUUUGUCCUCUGCUGCUCAAAACGAAAAGGUGCAAGCGGCAGCCGCAGACAGGCUACAGUCCUCAAUGAAUCAGCAACUCCAGACUAGAGCAGGGAUGAAUGCGCAAACCUCGAACUACCUUGCUGGCCAAAUGAGCAAAGGUGUCCCGGGAGCCAUGAGUGCAGCGGGUAAAAAUGAGACGAUGAUGAACGAUCUGUCGAGUCGCAUGGUCGACGGUUCAUCUUCGGCUGUGUUUGGAGGAGCUUCGAUGGCAUCGGAUUCUGGCUCAAGUCGUGGGACAUCAAAUGAAAAGUCUGAGAAUAAACCAUCCAGUGGAGCUACAUCAGUAGAGGAACUAAAGCGACGGUUGGGAACCUUAUAUGGCAGCUCAUACACUCCGACAUAUACACCCACAUCAACCCGAUCUCAGCAACCUACCAAUCAGAACAUAGCAUCAACAUCAAAUUCAACGUCUGCGUCAUCGUUUAUAACAAGUUAUAACAGUAAUUCUGCCUCUUCAUAUGGAGGUAGUGCUAAUAGUUCUGGUUAUAUUAAUCAAGGUUUUUCGAGCAAUUACACUUCGAGCGGCAGUUCGUGGGACACUCAGUUUGAGUCUAAACCCAAAACACAGUUCGCAGACCCCUUUGCUGCCUUCAAUCGUGCUGAAGAACCGUCAUCGACAUAUACUGAGAACAGUAACAGUGGUGCUCAAGUUGCGAAAAAUCAUUCGGGGUUCCCUACUAGCUCCAUCUCAACAUCUGGGUCUACUGACGUGGGAGCAACAGGAACUUUGUACGAGGCUAUUCACGACUUCGAAUCAGGCGCAUCUGAAGAGUUGAAUUUCAAAAAAGGUGACCUUAUCGUGCUAAGUGGCACAGUGACUGAAGAGUGGUGGCUGGGAAGACUUAAGCAUGAGCCUCCUACACAGUCGCCGCCUCGUAUGUUCCCCGCCAACUUCGUCAAACUGAAGCCGGCGGGAGCCAAGCCGCCUCCACCUAUUCCAAAGAAACCAUUCAGCAAUACCCAGCAGAAAUAUCUCAAUGCCAGUUCUCUCAAAGAUUCUGGUGAACCUUAUUGUGUCGCACUGUACGACUACAACGGCCAGUGUCCAGGAGAUCUCUCUUUUCGAGCAGGAGACGAGAUAAAGCUACUGAAAACGAUAGACGCCAACUGGAAAGAAGGGGAACUGUUUGGAAGUAAAGGAAUAUUUCCGUCAAACUUCGUCCAAGUCAAACGGGAUAUUUCUUUGUCGCCCUCUAGCGCUUCAUCUUCUCGGCAAUUCGAAGCAGUUGCACCUGGAAAGACUAUAGGCAGUCUUACAUCAAACAAUGGAAUCGGAAUUGACAAACGCUGGGUGCUGUAUGACUAUCAGGCGACUAAACACGACGAGUUGUCGGUAAAGACGGGCGACGAGGUUGUUGUUGUCUCCAAGAUGCCAGGCUCAGAAGACUGGCUGUUCUGUCAACUAGGAACAAAAACUGGAUAUCUACCAACAAACUUCAUGUCAUCUUAAAGUUUUUAGAGCUGAAAAAUGUACUUCAUAUUUCAAUUUUUUUUUGAAGUUUAAAAUAGUUUCGUUUUUUGAAUGCUCUAUCAUUAUAUGCCUAGUGAAAUGAAUUUAUUGUGCUGACAUAUGCACAAUUUUCAAUGCGUUGAUAACAAUCAAAACAGUUAAAUAAGUCUAUUUUAAGCCAAAUAAAUGCCUUUCUAUGAUAAAUAGUUGUAAAUAUUUAAUUUUCAUUAAAAUGA